Messenger RNA from Oxyura jamaicensis (ruddy duck), 909 nucleotides. Its product is annotated as rho-related GTP-binding protein RhoV-like. Lineage: Eukaryota; Metazoa; Chordata; Aves; Anseriformes; Anatidae. Gene Ontology annotation, biological process: cellular response to insulin stimulus; Golgi vesicle fusion to target membrane; protein localization to plasma membrane. The annotation marks the transcript as partial. Gene Ontology annotation, molecular function: GTPase activity; GTP binding. Gene Ontology annotation, cellular component: endosome; plasma membrane; trans-Golgi network transport vesicle. The record is from RefSeq and is a predicted model, not a curated record. The transcript has 6 exons.
AUGGCGGGCCGAGUCCCGGGGCUGCCGCCAGGCCAAGACCCGAGGCCAGCCUCCUCCUCGUCCUCCUCCUCCUCCUCCUCUUCCUCCCGGCCCUGCCUUCCUCCGCGCUGGCAAAGCCAUUUCCUGAGCCGGCGGCAGCUGCCCCGUCCCGCCAUAAACUCCAGCUCGCUCCGGCUGCCAGCUGCCGGCCGGCGGCACCCACACCCACAAACCGGGCUGAGCGCCGGGGGGGCAGGAGCGUGGGGGCUGGGGGGCUGGGGGAAGCAGCCUGGCUGGGGGGCUCCGGGCAGCCUUCGGGGCUGGCUGUACCCCCGGCCGGCAGCCCCCCAGUGCUCGGGGCGGUGCGAUGCCGUCCCACGGGAAUGCCUCGUCGCAACUCUGGGGGGCUUGGGGGCACCCCCCCCCGCACGCUCCCACCCGGCUUUGCCCCCACCUCCGCCCCCGGGGCUAUUUGUGGCUGGGCAGCUCCUCGCCCCGCAGCCGGGUCCCCGCUCCCACCGGCCUCUCCUUCCCCUCCCAGGCAUCGACUUCAAAAUCCGGACGGUGGAAAUUGAUGGGAAGAAGAUCAAGCUGCAGGUCUGGGACACGGCGGGGCAGGAGCGCUUCAAAACCAUCACGACAGCCUAUUACCGCGGGGCCGUGGGCAUCAUCCUGGUGUACGACAUCACGGAUGAGAAAUCCUUCGAGAACAUCCAGAACUGGAUGAAGAGCAUCAAGGAGAACGCGUCUGCCGGUGUCGAGCGGCUCCUCAUCGGCAACAAGUGUGACAUGGAGAGCAAGCGCAAAGUGCAGCGGGACGCCGCCGAGAAGCUGGCCAAGGAGCACGGGAUCCGCUUCUUCGAGACCAGCGCCAAGUCCAGCGUGAACGUGGAGGAGGCCUUCAGCACGCUGGCACGGGACAUCCUGCAG